AUGACCGACCACAGCGGCGCCAUCAAAAUCGCCACCUGGUUCCUCCUCCUCACCUCUACCUCCGUCGUAACCGCCUGCUCCCUCACCCGCUGGCGUCUCUUCCGCGACAACCUCCUCCCACUGGCCCUCCUCCUCAGCACUCUCAUAUCCUCCAUAAUCUCCGGCGCCUGCACCUCCCUCGCCGCCACCCGCGGCCUCGGCAUCUCCUCCAUCCCCGAUUCCUCCCUCCCGGGGAUCCAAAAAGCCCUCUACACCUCCGAACUCUUCUACAUCCUGACCCUCGGAUUCGGCAAGCUCGCUGUGGUCGCUUUCUUCCACAUGCUGCUUUCCGGUAUCGGAGAAAUUAAAAUCAUCCUCUUCACGCAGGGAUUUCUCAUCCUUUGGACAAUGACCAUCCUCAUUGCUGUAUCAUUGCAGUGUCAUCCCCCGGAUGUAUGGGAUUUGAUGCAGGGGGAGUGUGUAUAUACCAGAGGAUUAUGGACCUACACCUCAACCAGCAACAUCCUAAUCGAAGCCCUACUAAUCCUCAUUCCGAGUAUCAUGAUAUUCCGGUUGCAUAUGCGUCUUCGAAAACGGUUGCUGGUGAUUGCGUGUUUUGGGUUUAGGGCUUUGGACAUCAUUGUCUCAGUCAUCCAGUUACAUUAUGUGAAAACAUUCGAUUCUGAGACACCCCUGCCGGUAAAUCUCUGGCCGUGGGUCAUCUGUAGUCAGGUACUGCAGACUACGACCAUUGUGUCGGCGUGUGUGCCGUAUCUGAGGGAGUUUUUGGAGGCGUUUCCGAGUGGGAUGUUGAGGCCGGUGGGUGGGGGGGCGCAGUUGGGGGAGGGAUAUGGGGUUGGGGUUGGGGAUAGAGGUGCGAAGUAUGGGCAGGGGCAGGGGAGGUAUCAGUUGUAUUUUGUGAGGGAGGGGAGUGAGGAGGGGGAUGGGGAUGGGGUGGUUGGGAGGAUGAGGGGGGUUUAG
Molecule: messenger RNA, 960 nt
Organism: Aspergillus sclerotioniger CBS 115572
Lineage: Eukaryota; Fungi; Ascomycota; Eurotiomycetes; Eurotiales; Aspergillaceae
Exons: 4
Coding region: 1-960 (319 amino acids)
Source: RefSeq, a predicted model, not a curated record